AGUUUUGCUGGUGAAGCCUGUAAAAUGGUAGUAUUGAAUGUGCCUUCUACACUAGGGGCAGACAAAGUGAUUGGCAGAGUUAAUUUGAAGGAGUGCUUCAGGUCUGCUGAUAUCAUCACAUCAAGUGACCCUGAUUUCAGAGUUCUUGGUGAUGGGUCAGUACACACAGCCCGGGAUGUUGUGUUGUCUGGUGAGAGAAGAUCAUUCACCGUCUGGCUUUCUGACUCGAAGACACAGGCACAGAGAGAGAUUCCUGUCCUUUUGGAACACCAGAGGAAGGUACUGAAGAAAAGACGCACAAAGGAAACUGCUCUCCGGCGAGCCAAAAGGAGAUGGGCACCUAUUCCCUGUUCAAUGCAAGAGAAUUCCCUGGGUCCUUUCCCACUGUUUCUUCAGCAGGUUCAAUCUGAUGCAGCACAGAACUAUACCAUCUUCUACUCCAUAAGUGGGCGUGGAGUUGAUCAAGAACCUUUAAAUUUGUUUUUCAUCGAAAGAGACACUGGAAAUCUGUAUUGUACUCGGCCUGUGGAUCGUGAGGAAUACGAUGUUUUCGAUCUAAUUGCCUAUGCAUCCACCACCGAUGGCUAUUCAGCAGAUUUACCUCUUCCACUGCCCAUCAAAGUGGAGGAUGAGAAUGACAAUUAUCCUGUUUUCACAGAAGCAAUUUAUAGUUUUGAAGUUCCAGAAGGCAGCAGACUUGGCACUACGGUGGGGGUGAUUUGUGCCACAGACAGAGAUGAGCCUGACACAAUGCAUACGCGCCUGAAGUACAGCAUCAUGGAGCAGACGCCACGGUCUCCUGGGCUCUUCUCUGUGCAUCCUAACACGGGCGUCAUCACUACUGUUUCACACUACAUGGACAGAGAGGUUGUAGACAAGUACACAUUAGUAGUGAAAGUCCAAGACAUGGAUGGUCAGUUUUUUGGACUGACCAGCACAUCUACUUGUAUGAUAACAGUGAAAGAUUCGAAUGACAAUGCACCCACAUUCAGACAAAAUGCUUAUGAAGCAUCGGUAGAGGAGAAUGCAUAUAACGUGGAAAUCUUGCGAAUACCUAUAGAAGAUAAGGACUUAAUUAACAGUGCCAAUUGGAGGGCAAAUUUUACCAUCUUAAAAGGAAACGAAAAUGGACGUUUUAAAAUCACAACAGACCCAGCCACUAAUGAAGGUGUUCUGUGUGUUGUAAAGCCACUGAAUUAUGAAGAGCACCGUCAAGUGAUCCUGGAGAUUGGAGUCAACAAUGAAGUUCCCUUCACUAGAGAUAUGGCCACCGGAGUGCUGACCAUGAACCGGGCCUUGGUCACAGUUCUUGUGAAGGAUCAGGAUGAAGGGCCUGAAUGCAGUCCCCCCGCGCAAUACAUACAGAUCAAAGAAAACUCAGCUGUGGGGUCAAAGAUCAAUGGCUACAAGGCCUAUGACCCUGAAACUAGAAAUAGCAAUGGUUUAAGAUACAAAAAAUUACAGGAUCCUAAAGAGUGGGUCAGUAUUGAUGAAAUUUCAGGGUUACUCACAGUUUCCAAAGUCCUGGACAGAGAAGCCAUGAGUCCCAAAAAUGAUGCAUACAAUAUCACAGUCAUGGCAAUAGACCAAGAAGGCAGGUCAUGCACUGGAACGCUUGCAGUGAACAUUGAGGAUGUGAAUGAUAAUGCGCCAGAGAUCCUUCAAGACUACUUGGUCAUUUGCAAGCCAAAGAUGGGGUACACAGACAUCUCAGCUGUCGAUCUUGAUGAACCCAUCCAUGGUCCUCCAUUUCAAUUCAACCUGGCAAACCCCUCGCCAGAAGUCAAUAGGAUAUGGACUCUCAAACAAGUGAAUGAUACAGCUGCCCGUCUGUCCUAUCGGAAGAAUGCAGUAGUCCAAGAAUACGCCAUUCCCAUUACUGUAAUAGAUAGAGCAGGCCAAUCUGCGACCAAAGUGCUGAGAGUGAACCUGUGCGACUGCGUUCACCCAAGCCAGUGCGUGGCCAGUUCAAGGAGUGCAGGGAUAGCGCUGGGCAAGUGGGCCAUCCUUGCCAUAUUACUGGGCAUAGCACUACUGUUCUCUGUACUGCUAACAUUAGUAUGCGGAGUGGUUACUGCCAGAAAAGGAAAGAAGUUUCCUGAAGACCUUGCACAGCAAAACUUAAUCAUAUCAAACACAGAAGCACCAGGAGAUGACAGGGUGUGUUCCGCCAACGGAUUCACCACACAGACUGCAAACAACUCUAGCCCAGGUUUCUGCGGGACCCUGGGAUCUGGAAUCAGAAAUGGAGGGCAGGAAACCAUUGAGAUGAUGAAAGGACACCAGACCUUGGACUCCUGCCGGGGCGCUGGGCACCACCACACCCUGGAUUCCUGCAGGGGGGGACACAUGGACACGGACAACUGCAGAUACACUUACUCAGAGUGGCACAACUUCACUCAGCCCAGACUCGGUGAGGAAUCCAUUAGAGGACACACUGGUUAAAAAUUAAACAUAAAAGAAGUUGCACGUGUGUAACCAGAACGAAGACCAGAUCCCGUCACAAGACUACGUCCUCACGUACAGCUACGAGGGCAGGGGCUCUCCAGCCGGCUCGGUGGGCUGCUGCAGUGAAAAACAGGAGGAAGAAGG
Messenger RNA from Jaculus jaculus (lesser Egyptian jerboa), 2592 nucleotides. It is a transcript of the gene Dsc3, whose product is annotated as desmocollin 3. Gene Ontology annotation, cellular component: plasma membrane; desmosome. The transcript is spliced from 16 exons. Gene Ontology annotation, biological process: homophilic cell-cell adhesion. Gene Ontology annotation, molecular function: gamma-catenin binding; calcium ion binding. The record is from RefSeq and is a predicted model, not a curated record. NCBI's taxonomy places the organism in Eukaryota, Metazoa, Chordata, Mammalia, Rodentia, Dipodidae. The coding region runs from base 25 to 2445 and encodes 806 amino acids.